AGAAGGUGUUCAAGCAAUUGAUAUGAAUGUUAUCCACAGGGGCAGAGUGUUAACUACUGAAGAGUCAGAAGAGUUAUGCAAGCCAUUUACUGCUAAGGAAGUGGAGACUACCCUAUUUUCAAUUCCUUCUAACAAGUCACCAGGGCCUGAUGGAUUCACUUCAGGGUUCUAUAGAGCAGCCUGGUCAAUAAUUAAAAAUGAUGUCACGGCUGCUGUGUUGGAUUUCUUUGACAGUGGGAAAAUCCUCAAGCAAAUUAAUGCCACCAAUAUUACUAUUGUUCCGAAGGUGAGUUGCCCAAAUGGUGUCAGUGAUUAUAGGCCAAUAGCUUGUUGUAAUGUCAUCUACAAGGUGAUAUCAAAGCUCUUAACCCAGAGGAUUAAUGAAGUGCUGAGCAUGCUGGUUAGCAGUAAUCAAACUGCAUUUGUGAAGGGAAGAUCUAUAAUGACAAAUUUAUUGAUUUGCCAAGAUCUGGUAAGGAACUAUCAUAGAAGUAGGGGGCCAGCUAGAUGCUUAAUGAAAAUUGAUCUACAAAAAGCAUAUGAUUUAGUGGAUUGGGGUUUUGUUAAUGCAAUGUUAAGAGGGCUGAACUUCCCUGAUAGAUUUAUUAACUGGCUUAUGCUUUGUGUUUCUACUACCAGAUUUUCUGUAUUGAUAAACGGACAUCCAAAGGGUUAUUUUCAGGGGCAACGAAGGCUUCGACAAGAUGAUAUUAUGCUUUUUUGUAAGGCUGAUGAGGAGUCCACUGGUUUGAUGAUGCAAAAGUUUGAGGAGUUUGCCCGAGUCUCUGGGUUGGAAGUGAAUAGAAUGAAGAGUCAAGUUUUCUUUAGUGGUGUUAGAGAAGGGCAGAAAGUUGCUUUAAUUCAGAAGCUGGGUUUUGCUGAGGGACAGCUUCCAGUUAGAUAUUUGGGGUUGCCAUUGAUUUCAAAAAAGCUGUCUCCUGGAGCAUGUCAACCUAUUAUCGAUAAAAUUCAUCAGAGAAUUGGAUCCUGGGCAACAAAAUUCCUUUCCUAUGCAGCAUGGGAUGAUGUAUGUGUGCCAAGGAAAGAAGGGGGACUAGGGGUGAAGCAAUUGCUGCAUUGGAAUAAGGCAGCAUUAGGCAAAUUGGUUUGGAAUAUAUGUCAACAUCAAGAGUCGCUAUGGGUUAAGUGGGCACAGGUGGUACUGUUGAGGGGUGAACAUUUUUGGAAGGUUAAAAUCCCAACGGAUUGUGCUUGGACAUGGAGGCAAGUUUUAAAACUUCGUCCUCUACUGAAAAAUAUCAUUUGGAUGCAAGUGGGAGAUGGAAGACAAGUUUCACUAUUCUAUGAUUGGUGGGCAGGUGAGUUAAGGUUCUGUGAGUUGAUCUCAAAGGAUGAGAUUGCUGUUUGGGGCCAUGACCUUACAGUUAGUGAGUGGUGGGAUGGUUUAGAUUGGACCAUUCCAGAUAGUUUUGUGAGAAGACAUCCCAUGCUUGUCCAGAUUAUUAGAUGUCAAAAACUAUCUCAACAAGUGGACAAGGCUGGUGCAUUUUCCCGCGACAUAGAUUCAUCUUUUGGUUGGUACUGCGGGGUAGACUAAAAACUAGAGAGUUACUAACAAGUAGAGGUAUGAGAAUUGAGAAAGGGUGCUGCUUGUGUGGUAGAUAUGAUGAAACUUGUGAGCACUUGUUUUUUUAUUGUAGUUUUGCUAAAGAAGUGUGGAGGUUAGUCUUGGACUUCUUGAAUAUUCACAGACAACCAAAAAGGUGGAGUGUUGAAUGGCAAUGGUUAAAGAAGGCAUGUAAAGGCCGAUCGACGCAGUCAAACAAGUUGAAGGCUGCGGUAGCUGCCACUAUAUAUAUGAUUUGGCAGGAAAGAAAUAGGAGAGUAACUCUUAGAAAGUUUUUGGUUGAAAAGGAUGUAUAUAAUAAAAUAGCUAAUUUUUU
Rubroshorea leprosula is the source of this 1904-nucleotide messenger RNA. The record is from the annotation of a GenBank genome assembly. NCBI's taxonomy places the organism in Eukaryota, Viridiplantae, Streptophyta, Magnoliopsida, Malvales, Dipterocarpaceae.